Knipowitschia caucasica is the source of this 339-nucleotide messenger RNA. NCBI's taxonomy places the organism in Eukaryota, Metazoa, Chordata, Actinopteri, Gobiiformes, Gobiidae. The record is from the annotation of a GenBank genome assembly.
AUGUUAGAGCUGUUGGAGCUGUUAGAGCUGUUAGAGCUGUUAGAGCUGUUAGAGCUGUUAGAGCUGUUGGAGCUGUUGGAGCUGUUGGAGCUGUUGGAGCUGUUGGAGCUGUUGGAGCUGUUGGAGCUGUUGGAGCUGUUGGAGCUGUUGGAGCUGUUGGAGCUGUUGGAGCUGUUAGAGCUGUUAGAGCUGUUAGAGCUGUUAGAGCUGUUGGAGCUGUUGGAGCUGUUGGAGCUGUUGGAGCUGUUGGAGCUGUUGGAGCUGUUGGAGCUGUUGGAGCUGUUGGAGCUGUUGGAGCUGUUAGAGCUGUUGGAGCUGUUGGAGCUGUUGGAGCUGUAG